AUGGACAACACCAAAUUCACCGACGUCUUCGGCGACUGCUUCAUCAGCGGCUUCACCGAAGGCGGCGAGUUCAGCGCCAUCGUCAGCAUCAAGGUGAGCGACAAGUCGAAGGUCUCCGCCGUCAAAGCCGCCGCCGAGGCCGAAAUCGCCAUCGCGGCCGCGCCCGGCCUGUCCGUCGGGACGAAGAACGGCCUCGACAAGGGCAAGAGCGACGUCUGGGACGACACCGAGACCACCAUCUCCGUCAACUGGGCCGGCGGCGGGGACCUGAAGCCCGCGGACGAGAAGUGGGACCUGGCGACCGUGGUCGACGUGGCGACGCGGUUCCCGCACCUGGUGCAGACGUGCGCGCAGCGGACCUCGGCCGUCCUGACGCGGUACACGAGCCUGCGGAGCUUCAACGAGGCCGACGCGCGCAACCCGGCGGGGGACCGGUUCCGCAUCCUCGACUACGACCUCUGCUCGCUGUACACGCAGGAUCUCUUCAGCGCCUUCCUCGCCUACAAGGACAUCUGGGCCGAGCUGUCCGAGAUGAUGAAGAACCCGGACCGCUACCGCGAGCGGGACCCGGGCACCGAUGUCCCGGACCCGAUCACGUUGACACCGCGGAGCUUGAACGAGGCGAGGCUGCUGGCGCGCAAAGGGCUCACUCAGAUCACGGACGUGACCAAGGACCUAAUCUACAACCCGUCAUUGGCCGAUUUGGACGGGAACGGGAACCAAAGACCAGUGCCAUACGCCUGGCCCGGGGAGAUUAGGAAAAGGAUGCCGAUCCGACACCACGGCCUCACGAUCCGCGAGCAAGCCGACCUCGUGCGCCGCGACACCAACUACGGCCUCCUCACCGCGCAAGAAGUGUCCAAGAUCGGGCAGUGGGCCCGGGACGAGGACCUCGAAUUCGCGCCCCUGAUCGGCGACCGCCUGCCCGUGCCGACCUCCUGGCUGCACCGGCGCCGAGACAGCCUCUUCUGCACGCUGGACCAGGAGCGGAGCGCCAAGACGCUCGACCGCCUCACCCGCCUGCGCUUCCACGCGCACGAGUGCCGCUCCGUCAACUGGCUCGCCGUCAUCGGCCGGCAGACGCACUCGAAGCGAUGCCAGGGGCGCCUCUCCUCCAUCGGCUUCAGCACCGACGGCGAGAGCGCCGCGACGGCGCGCGACGACGGCACGCACCACGCCGUCGGCGGCCGGGCGAGCGCGAACCCGGCCUUCUGGUCGCAGCCGCUCGCGGACCUCGAGCGCGCCGCGGCGAGCAAGGUCCGCGUCGAGUACGAGCAAGGGUCCGGCUGCCUGGCGGCGCUCAUCGUGCUGGACGCGCACGGGCAGGAACUGACGAGCUGGAAGGAGUACGGGCAGGGGAAGGUGAGCAUGCCGGCGGGGCUCAAGAGCGUGGAGCAGGAGGCGCCGGACGAGAGGAGCGGCUGGGUCCUGGCCGGGUUCUGGGGACAUGACGAUUCGGUGGUGAUUACGAGUGUGGGGGCGAUUUGGCGGAAGGCUUGA
Messenger RNA from Letharia columbiana, 1500 nucleotides. RefSeq lists its product as uncharacterized. Lineage: Eukaryota; Fungi; Ascomycota; Lecanoromycetes; Lecanorales; Parmeliaceae. The record is from RefSeq and is a predicted model, not a curated record. The transcript has 2 exons. The coding region runs from base 1 to 1500 and encodes 499 amino acids.